UCCUCGGUCCCUCUGUCCUUUGAGCCUGGGUUGGUGCGGGGGUGUUUGCGGGCCUGACACGCCGCCCUGAUCGCUCAGUGAGUGGUGGCCGCGCUGCCCCACGGAGAUGUGCUCGACGCCCGGACUGCCGACGCCGGGAGCCUCGCUGGUCCUGCGGGUGUCCUUCGUGGACGUGCAUCGUGAGGUGAUCCCCGUGCAGCUAUGGGGGCUGGUGGGCGAGCGGCGGGACGAGUACCUGCGGCUGAACCGGGAGAUCCAGGAAGCGGCGGCCACGUGUGGCCCGUGGGCGCUGGGCGGCACCUCGGCCUCACCGGGCGAGCUGUGCCUGGUGCAAGUAGGGCUCCUGUGGCACCGCGGCCGCGUGGUCAGCCGGCAGGCGCAGGAGAGCCGCAUCUUCCUGCUGGACGAGGGCCGGACCAUCACAGCCGACGCGGGCUCGCUGGUGCCGGGGCGCAGCGAGUAUUUCCACCUGCCGUCGGAGGUGCUGGGCUGCGUGCUGGCCGGCCUGGUGCCUGCGGGCGGAGGCUGCGCGGGGUGGGGCGAGCCCCAGCACUGGCCGGCCAGCGCCGUGGACUUCCUUAGCAAGCUGCAGGGCAAGGAGGUGCACGGGCGAGUCCUGGAUGUGCUGCUCCUCCACCAUCUGGUCCUUCUGGAGGUGCCUGCUCUUUCCCAGCAGAUGCAGGAGCUCGGCCUGGCCCGACAGGUACCCCACAACGUCUUCCGCUCGCUGCUCAAGCGCUACCUCUCGGCAACCAGUGGUGGCCUGGGCUCCAGGACCCCGGUCUUCCAGCGAAUCCUGCCCAAGCAAGAGCAGCCGGGCCUCGAUUACUUCUAUCCCCAGCUGCAGCUGGGCGUGACGGAGCCGGUAGUGGUGACUCAAGUGUGCCAUCCCCACCGCGUUCACUGCCAGCUCCGGAGCUUCUCGCAAGAGAUCCACCACCUCUCCGAGAGCAUGGCCCACAUAUACCAGGAUUCCUCGGGGACAGGGGAUGAGAACUCCACCGUGGCCACCUGGGAAGAGCAGCAGGAGAGCCCAGACAAGCCAGGCUCUCCGUGUGCAUCCUGUGGGUUGGAUGGACAUUGGUACAGGGCGCUCUUGCUGGAGACUUUUCGGCCCCAGCGCUGUGCCCAGGUGCUUCACGUUGACUUUGGCAGGAAGGAAUUAGUGAGUUGCAGUAGCCUGCGCUACUUGCUGCCUGAGUAUUUUCGAAUGCCGGUGGUGACCUACCCUUGUGCUUUGUAUGGUCUCUGGGACGGCGGGAGAGGCUGGUCUCGGUCACAGGUCGGUGACCUGAAGGCACUGAUACUGGGCCAGGCAGUGAAUGCAAAAAUUGAAUUUUACUGUUCCUUUGAGCAUGUGUAUUAUGUCACCCUGUAUGGAGAAGAUGGGCUUAAUCUUAACUGUGUAUUCGGGGUCCAGUCCUGUUGCUUGGCUGACCGAUUUCUUCAGAACCCGGGCAUAGAGGAGCAGGAGGAGGAAGAACAAGAACCAGAUAUCGCUCUUCACUCUCAGUCUCCGGCUGAAGAAGUGGACGAAGAGCUUCCACUCCUGGCCUUACGAUCUAUCAGGUUAAAGAUGAAUGCCUUCUAUGACGCCCAGGUAGAGUUUGUGAAAAAUCCUUCUGAGUUUUGGAUUAGGUUGAGGAAACACAGUGGCACCUUCAGCAAGUUGAUGAGGAGAAUGUGCAGUUUCUAUUCCUCAGCCAGUAGGCUGGAUGGUAUAGUUUUGAAACCUGAACCUGAUGACCUUUGCUGUGUCAAAUGGAAAGAAAAUGGCUACUAUCGGGCUCUGGUCACCAGAUUAGAUGACAAGAGUGUGGAUGUGUUCUUAGUCGAUCGAGGCAAUUCAGAAAGUGUGGACUGGUAUAACGUGACGAUGCUGCUUCCCCAGUUUAGACAGCUGCCAAUAUUGGCUCUGAGGUGCACCCUGGCUGAUAUUUGGCCUUUGGCAGAAACUUGGAGCCAGGAAGCAAUUUCCUUUUUUAAAAAGACUGUGCUCCACAAAGAAUUAGUUAUCCAUGUCCUUGAUAAGCAGGAUAAUCAAUAUGUUAUUGAGAUUCUUGAUGAAUCAAGAACAGGGGAAGAAAACAUUAGUAAGGUCAUUGCUCAAGCUGGAUAUGCCAAGUAUCAGGAAUUUGAAACAAAGGGAAAUAUUCCUGGACAUGCCCACUCCCCUGGGCAUGUUUCAAACCAUUUUACUGCUGGGAAUAACAAACCGUCUUCUGCCAAGAAAGGAGAACAGGAAGCCGCGCCAGACAACAAAACUACAUCUGCUUCAGAAGCUUUGACUGACACAACAGCUGUUACAAAGGUUUCAGCUGGACUAGUUGUACAGGAAAAAGAGAAAAGAGUAUCUGUUUAUUCUCCUCUUGUACAGGAUUUCUUGGAAAUUAUAUCAGGCUCUUUUUGUAAAGGAACGCUAAAAGUUGGAAGUACAGUAGAUGUCAAAGUGUCUUAUGUUGAAAACCCUGGCUAUUUCUGGUGCCAGCUAACCAGGAACGUACAAAGAUUUAAAACUCUAAUGUGUGAUAUUCAGGACUGUUGCAAGGAUACUCCUACUCCUUACCAGGGAACCAGCCCCGCUUGUUUGGCACAACGACCAGCAAAUGGGAAAUGGGCCAGAGCUUUGAUCAGUGGGGCACAAUCUUCAGAGCAUGUCAAAGUAGUAUUUGUAGAUUAUGGAGACAAAGAUGUGGUAUCUGUGAAGAAUAUUUAUUCAAUUAGUGAAGAGUUUCUCAAAGUCAAGGCUCAGGCUUUUAGGUGCAGUCUUUAUAAUUUAAUUCAGCCAACUGGUCACAAUCCUUUAGUUUGGGAUGAAAAGGCAAUACACGCUUUCAGUGAAUUUGUACAUAAUGCAGGGGAAGACAAUCUAGAAUUAAAAUGCACAAUAUUUGCUUUGGCCUCAAUGCAUGAUGAAGAACUGUUUAAUGUCGUGGAUUUGCUAACACCCUUUCAGAGCGUAUGCCAUUUUUUGGUAGAAAAGGGACUUGCGAUACCAGUAAAACUUCAGAAGCCUCUGGAGUCCUCUGUUCAGCUACAUUCUUACUACUAUUCUACUCAUGACAUGAAAAUUGGAAGUGAAGAAUCAGUGUAUGUAACACAUGUUGAUGACCCUUGGACAUUUUAUUGCCAACUAGGAAGAAAUGUAAAUAUUUUAGAGCAGUUGUCAUGUAACAUUACACAACUAAGUAAAGUUCUGCUGAAUUUAAAAACAUCGUCCUUGAUACCUGGAACUUUGUGCCUCGCCAAGUACACUGAUGGAAAUUGGUAUAGGGGGGUCAUGAUAGAAAGAGAACCAAAUAAAAUCUUCUUCGUUGAUUUUGGGAACAUUUAUGUGGUAACCAAUGACGGUCUGCUUCCAAUACCUCGUGACGCAUAUGAUGUCUUACUUUUGCCCAUGCAAGCUGUCAAGUGUUCAUUGUCUGAUAUUCCUGAUUGUAUACCAGAAGAAGUUACAACAUGGUUUCAGGAGACGGUUUUAGAUAAGUCACUGAAGGCUUUGGUUGUAGCAAAAGAUCCAGAUGGAAGACUGAUUAUAGAACUAUACGAUGACAGUAUUCAAAUAAAUGCUAAUAUUAAUGAGAAGUUAGGGCGACUGGGUUACAAAGGAAGGACAAGGAAAAAAAAAGAAAGUGACGUACUCGCUACAUCAGACACUCUUGAAGUAAAAACGGAAAAUAAGAAGUUGUCACCCGCAGACUAUUUAAGUAAAUCAGUAGAGACCAAAUUAUGCAAUAUGGAGAUCUUGGGAGAAUCAUACAUACCUAAGAUCAGCUUAGCAUGUAAGGAACUCAGACUUUUACAAAGUUCAACAAAAACAAACGUAGUCACUCAACAUCAGGCAUCUGUGGGAAAUAAAAAUAAUCAAGUGUCUUCAUUAACCACAAAAAUGAAAGAAGAAGAAACUUUUGCUGAGCCACCAGCUUUGAAAGCCACAAAACCUGAAACCCCUCUUGCAGAGAGUAAAACAGGAGAGUCAUAUAACAAAGAUUUGCCUCUAAAAUUUUCUGAGUUUCCUCAGAAGACUCUAAUGCCUGGCUUUAAGACAACUGUAUAUAUUUCUCAUAUAAAUGACCUUUCAGACUUUUAUGUUCAACUAACAGAAGAUGAGGCUGAACUCAAUUUUCUUUCAGAGAGAUUAAACAAUGUUAGAACAAAGCCAGAAUGUUACACAGGUCCACCUUUGCAAAAGGGAGAUGUAAUAUGCACCACUUUUCCAGAAGACAAUUUAUGGUAUCGUGCUGUGGUCAAGGAAGAACGACCCAAUGACCUCCUCUCUGUACAAUUUAUAGAUUACGGCAAUGUUUCUGUGGUUCAAACUAACAAGAUAGGUAAACUCGAUGUGAUUAAUGCACUGUUACCAAGCUUGUGCCUUCACUGCUCCUUAAGGGGACUUUGCGUUCCUGAAAUUUUAAACAGUAAAGAAAUGGUACGUUACUUUUCCCAAAGGACAGAUGAGGCUCAAAUUAAGUGUGAAUUUGUUAAAUUUCACGACAGAUGGGAAGUUAUUCUUGCUGAUGAACAUGGGAUCAUAGCAGAAGAUAUGAUUAGCAAAUAUGCUUUCACUGGAACGGCUGAAAUAGGAUGUUCUACUCAAAUAAUUAAAAGUGACUUUUCAAAGCCUGUCAACGAAACAGACAUUGACACUUCGGUAUUUCUUAACUGGUAUAAUCCAAAGAUGAAAAUGGUAAGAGCUUAUGCCACCGUGAUAGAUGGGCCUGAAUAUUUUUGGUGUCAGUUUGCUGAUACUCAGAAACUUCAGUAUUUAGAAGUAGAAGUAAAAACUGCGGGAGAACAGGUAACAAAUUGGAGAAGUUGUAUCUCAUGUCCUCAUGUUGGAGACCCUUGCAUCGUGAGAUAUAGAGAAGAUGGACAUUAUUAUAGGGCUCUCAUCACCAAUAUUUGUGAAGAUUAUCGUGUAUCAAUCAGGCUUGUGGACUUCGGAAACAUCGAAGACUCUGUGGACCCAAAAGCACUCUACAACAUUCCUUCUGAACUUUUGGUGGUUCCCAUGCAAGCCUUUCCAUGUUGCCUCUCGGGAUUUAAGUUUUCCGAGGGUGUGUGCCCUCCAGAGGGAAAUGACUAUUUUUAUGAAAUAGUAACAGAAGAUGUGUUGGAGAUAACAAUAUUAGAAAUCAAAAAGGAUGUUUGCGAUGUCCCUUUAGCAAUUGUUGACUUGAAAUGCAAAGGCAAAAGUAUUAAUGAGAAAAUGAAGAAAUAUUCUAAGAUUGGUGUUGGUAACAGUGAUCUGCCCUAUGAAAAAAAUGGCCCAGAGAUAAAGGGAGCUCUUGGGUCCCCCGGUCCUGAGGUUGGACUUAAGAAACCAAGUACUAAAGCUGGACAAGAGAAAACACUGUAUGUCGAACCACAGAUAGAUGACCUCUCUGAGAGAAUUAAAGAAGACUUAAACAUUAUUGAAACCAAACCAAAUAAAUUCUAUGACCCUGAAACUGAUAACAUUUUUGAAGCUUUUGAAAACCCAAGGAAAGAUAAAAUUGGCACGGAGGUCCUGGAAAGUCAAGAAGAAUGUCAAUUGGUUGACCAAGCAAAGUUUGAUAAUAAAUACCUAGUUACAGGAUUUAACACUUUAUUAUUACCGCGUGCUAGUGAAACAGAGGAGAUAUUAGAACUUACUUCACUUGAGGUCCCACUUUCCCCUGAUGAUGAAUCAAAAGAAUUCUUGGAACUGGAAUCUAUUGAGUUACAGCAUUCUCUAGUCGGGGAUGAAGAAAAAGAAGAGCCCGAACCGGUGUCUCUCCCCGAAGGCUAUGACACAGAAGCCACCCUGCAGCCAUUUACAGUGCAACUUCCCCUCAGCUGCGAAGCCGAGAAACAGCCAGAACUAGAAUUACCUACAGCCCAUCUGUGUCUAGAUGACCCAAUAAACCCUUUGUGUUUAAGAGGUAGUCCGAAAGCCCAAGAAUCCAUGUAUGCUGAGGACACAAGAAAAUCAAGUUCUGUAGAAUGUUCUGAGGACGAACAUAGGUUGCCAUUGCCCCUACAUGGACAGAAUUGUGAUUCCCAAAUGCAGCUUGAAAUGAAUAUAUAUGAAGAAGAAUUGACAGGAUAUAAAAACAGAGAUGCCAUUUCAUCACUCACUUCCUUGUUCUCUGAAGAAGAAUCCAGAGAUGGAAGGAAACACAGUAAUGCUUUACCAGAUUAUGUCUCCGCUCAACCAGAGAACACCUAUUCUCUGAAAGGAUUUAAUGUUGGAUCCAAAUGUGUUGUGUGGUCAAGUCUAAGAAACACCUGGUCUAAAUGUGAGAUUUUGGAAAGAGCUGAAGAAGGCACAAGGGUUUUGAACCUUUCAAAUGGCAUGGAAGAAAUAGUAAACCCUGAGAAUGUCUGGAAUGGCAUACCCAAAUUGGACAAGAGUCCAUCUGAGGCUAUAUUCCAAGCAGGCCUGGGAAAAGACCUUUACUUCAUGUCAUCGGAGGAUACCGCAAUUAAAGGUAACUGUGUUCUAAAACAAAAUACUUUUAUCACCCAGAAUGCCAAAUCUUAAAGAUACCAUUACCCUGAAUCCUCAAAGAAAAAUGGUUUAUCAAUUUCUUUGGAUGUUAGUAGUAGGAAAACAAAACACUUUAGCUAAAAAUGUUAAAUGUGCUUAUGGGGAUAAAUACCCAAAAAGAGGAAUUCUUGAAAUACAUAGGAAGUUUGUUUAUGAUUGAAUUAGUCUUGAAAGUUAAAUUGUGAAUAUGAUAAAUUCAUAUUUUAAAAGGAUUUUCUCAAUGUUAAUGAGUCCACAUGUUCAAAUGAUCUAUUGGAAUUUCUAGAUUUUUAGUUUAUCUACGUGAUAAGAUUUAAUUUGUUGGAAGUUCUUGCUUAAUGCAUGAUCAUGUUCAUAAGUACGUAUCACACUGGUUCUUAGAACUGAGGCAAAUUGAAAAUGUAAUCAGCUCUUCGUGGCUUCAGUAUUACGUGAAAAAUACACACGAAUCAGAGAGAACAACGGACUAACUGGUUAUCAGCCUUGUUAACAUGCGAGCAAAAUGGAAAAUGUGCCAACUUCAUAAUCUCCUAGAGAAACUUAGUUUGAUAAUAGAGUGUGAGAGCCAAAAUACUAAAACAGAGUAAAAAAAUCGUUUCUGAAGGAAGAAUUCUCUGUAGUAAUUAGAAUAUUCCUCUGGCCUCUCUCCCCAUUUUUUAGAGGACAUUAAAUUUGUUAUGGUGGCACCCAUGUAAACAAUUUUCUCAUGUUCCUGUUUCUUUCUCACAUUGAGGUUUUCCUUCCUUGUUUCAGAAAAAGGGUUUGGAGGUGAUACAGGUUUAACUGUGGAUCCAUAGAUGGUGACCAGUCAGUCAGAAGCUAUUCUUAAACAAGUGGCAUCUUACUCCGGAAAAACAGAGUAUUUGAGCAGAUUGACAGUGUGUAAUCCAAAGAAGUUGUCAUUUUUGAAAGUUUUGGUAUGUGUUAAAAACAAAAUAGGUCUCAGGUUGACUGUGCAGUGUAUUUAUAGGGAUGUUGCUGUAUAUGUGGAUCUGGGCUCUUUCCUCUCCCUUUAAAUGUAUUAUAUUUCUAAUCAGUUGGGAGGAUUGAUUUUGCUAACCAAUUUUCCAACAUAUUACGCAUAUUUCAAAAAAAACCAACUACUUUGGUUUCUUUUGAAUAUAGUAUUUAAAUUGAAAUAGAAAAUUAGAGGUUUAUGACAAAUAUACGAUCCUACUUCAGAGGAUAGCUUUGAAAUUCCUUCAGAAUUUUUGUUUUGUUUCCGAAGUUUUGUCUUGUGUGUCUAGUUAAACGUUUGACUAAUAUCUUGUUUGAAUUUGGAAGUAUUCUAACAUGACACAAUAUUUGAAUAAAGUUUAUCCAUAAAGAUGUAGUGGUCUCAUUUCAUGAAAAAUGAAACAGGAUUCUGUGAUAUCUGUGGUUGUGGAAUACCUGGAGUAAUGGAACCACAAUUCUACAAUUAGAGGCAACAUAGUAAUAUUAAUAAUUGUUAGCUCUAUGUUUUAGUCACACACUGGUACUUUAAAUGCAUUUCUCAUUUAACGUUUACUCGGAGGUGCAUAUUAAUAUUAUCCAUGUUUUAUAGGUGAGAAAGUUGAAGCUUUUUAGAGAAAAAUAACUUGCCUAAGGGCAAAGAGCUAGUGAAUCUCAGAGGCUUGAUCAGACCUGGAUCCAUCUAACGUUCAAAGUCCAUGCUUUUAAGCAUAUUUUUGUAUAGGUGGCAAUAUGCGAAGUCCAGGUCCUAGCUUUAGGAAACAGAUGCUACAUAGUUGUAGACAGAUGUGUGACCUGGGCGGGUUAGGUAAUGUCUUUUGGAGCUUUGCUCUUCCUCGUCUGUAAAAUGGGAAUAAUAAAACCUUUCUUGCUGUGUUUUUAAGAUUAGAAAUAAUGUAUGUAAAGUAAGAAAAGGAGUAGGAAUUCGAUAAAUAGUUCCUUCUUUUCCCUGAAAGAUACUCAGUACCAUGUUUCCCCAAAAAUAAGACCUAACUGGAAAAUAAGCCCUAGCAUGAU
Rhinolophus ferrumequinum (greater horseshoe bat) is the source of this 8461-nucleotide messenger RNA. It is a transcript of the gene TDRD6, whose product is annotated as tudor domain containing 6. Bases 107 to 6505 code for a protein of 2132 amino acids. NCBI's taxonomy places the organism in Eukaryota, Metazoa, Chordata, Mammalia, Chiroptera, Rhinolophidae. The transcript has 4 exons. The record is from RefSeq and is a predicted model, not a curated record.